AUGUAUGAGAAUCUCAAGUCCGAGUUUAUGGAUGCCUACGAUAUAGACGGUGAUGGUAGGAUCAACAUCGCGGAGAUGGUCGAGGUGCUGCCCUCGGAUGAGAGUUUUGUGGCCAUAUUUUGCAAUGAGAUUCCCAUCUCUUCCAGCGUAGAAUUCAUCCGGAUCUGGCACAAGUUUGAUACAAACAACGACGGUUAUAUUGAGACGGAUGAAUUGGUCAACUUCCUUACUCACCUCCUCUCAUUGAGCAAAAAGGAAGUGGCUCCGGAAAAGGUUAAGCAAUAUGCAGACACAAUUAUUGAGCUGUUUGACAAGAACAAGGAUCAUCGUCUACAACUCAGUGAAAUGUCUAGACUACUGCGAGUGAAGGAGAACUUCUUGGCAAAACCGCUAAUGAAGAACUCUAAGCUUCUCUGUUCUAGGGAGCUGCAGAACAUUUUUAACAAUUACGAUCGCGACGGCAACGGUUGGUUGGACCAGGAUGAGCUUGAUGGUCUAUUGAAGGAUUUCCUCGAGGCGAGUGGUCAGGACUGUGAAAAGGAGACCUUGGAUACAAUGCGAAAGAGACUUUUGAACGCUCUGGAUGAAGAUGGAGACGGGAAAAUAGGAGUAGAGGAACUUCGUACUCUGCUCAUACAUGGUAUGCGCAUGUCGUUGGAGGUUGAGGAUGAUGAAUCAGAACAGGGGAUUGAAAAUGCAGAUAGUUCAGCUGUCUAA
This is a messenger RNA of Dibothriocephalus latus, 717 nucleotides long. NCBI's taxonomy places the organism in Eukaryota, Metazoa, Platyhelminthes, Cestoda, Diphyllobothriidea, Diphyllobothriidae. The record is from the annotation of a GenBank genome assembly.